Lytechinus pictus (painted urchin) is the source of this 1680-nucleotide messenger RNA. Its product is annotated as galanin receptor type 2-like. The record is from RefSeq and is a predicted model, not a curated record. Gene Ontology annotation, cellular component: membrane. The transcript has 2 exons. The coding region runs from base 386 to 1426 and encodes 346 amino acids. Gene Ontology annotation, molecular function: neuropeptide Y receptor activity. Gene Ontology annotation, biological process: G protein-coupled receptor signaling pathway. NCBI's taxonomy places the organism in Eukaryota, Metazoa, Echinodermata, Echinoidea, Temnopleuroida, Toxopneustidae.
GUUUUACAGUUCUUCAAGAGUUGACAUACACCAAAUCACUUGCGGGAUGAGAUGACAGUCUUUGUAUGAUUCUCACGGAAUGCGUGUUCUUCUUUUCGACGAAGAGGGAUAAGUGUUCCCGAGAGCGACUACACUAACAGAAAGCGACAGACUGUCGACUUCUACAUCAUCGAUGUCGGUAUCCGUUUGAUAAUCCGAAGGAUUAGAUUGACAGUCAAUAACACAAAUGAAACUCAUCGAAUUAGGACUGUUGCAUCGAAGGGGGCGUUGCUGGCGAUAAAUUUAUUGAAACUUUUAAAGGGUGAAUCUGUGAUUGACUGUCUUUAAUUCAUCGAAAACAAUCCAAACCACAACAGAAUCUUGUAUCAUUCUCUAGGACUUAAUCAUGGAAAAUCUUGAGACAACAGCGUCGAAUGUUCUUAAUCUUUUUUGGUCUUGGCAAACACUAGAUUGGCAAUGGUCACUCGUCAUCCAGCUCGUUGUCGCGAUCGUCGGGAUCCUGGGGAAUCUGUUGGUGGUGAUCGUCAUGUUUCAACGUCGAUCUCAUAGCCGUAGCACUGAUAUCCUGAUUCAGAGCCUCGCGGUGGCUGAUCUCCUGACGUCCAUUCUGCUAAUCCCGAUUCCCGAUCUCCAGACCGCACCCGAUACAUGGUUGGGUGAAAUCUACUGUCGACUCAUAGAUUCCCAGAUGCUCAUGUGGAUCGCCAUAACAGCUUCAACCUAUGCAUUAGUGACGGUGUCAGUGGAUCGUUACUUUGCCAUCGUCUACCCACUCGCGUUCAACCGCCUGGUGAGCAAACGACGUGUGAUCAUCUGCAUCGUUUUGACAUGGUUUGCCGCCUUUCUCAUGUGUUUCCCUGGUAUCUUCGUCUUUGAAAUCGAUGGCUCAAGUGGACGUUGCAUCUUCACCUUCCCGACUUCCACAGCCCAGCUCGCGUUCGGCGCCUACACCUUUGUCAUCCGACUUGUAAUCCCGAUCCUGAUCAUGAUGGUGACACAGACCCUGAUUGCGCGGAACCUUUUCCGAGAAUCCAAACGGUUUGAGGGAAACAAGGAUGUAGGAAUGCGCUCGAGUGGUCUUCUAGCGGCUCGAUCUCGUAUCAUCAAGAUGAUGGUCAUAGUCAUCCUCAUCUAUGUCAUAUGUUGGGCACCAAACCAAAUUGCCUUUUUCGGCGUUACCAUCGGCGUAAUUCCUUUCACUUACAUCAACAGCAUUCUGCACCGCGCCCUCACCGUCCUCGCUUUCUUCAACUCCUGCAUGAAUCCCGUGGUAUAUAUCGUUAUGAAUGCUCAUUUUCGGAAAGCCAUCAAGGGUCUUUGCGUCGGAACCCGUGCGCGUCUCGGUCCUGUUUUCGAACACAAGAUAGAUGCAUCGGAGUCCCUCUCAACAAACGCCACCAACUUGCCACCGAUGACGGGUUUGUAAUGCCUUGAGGUAUUGUGAAAAAAAAAUCAAUUCGUCCAUUCCUUGUUGUCUUGUUGUCAACUUUUAACAUAAUAAAUGAAAUUUGACGUAACUCUUCAAUGUAUUGAACUUCUGAAGCUUAAUGAAGCAUAAUAAAUUAUAUAUUAUUCAGGUGCGGAUCCAAGGGGGCCGAGCCGGCCCCCCCCCCUAUUUUUUGGCAACCCCCCCAGAAAAAAUGUUCUUUUAACUUGAGAGAAACGCUGAAAAACAGAAAG